AUGGAAAAAUCCAACAAGCAAGAUCGAUGCAAGUCACAGAACAGGACCGCCAUUGUGAAUAAUGGCUCUAAUAGUGACGAUAAAGUUGAUCUAUUCAAUCUAGUAUCGAUCGAUAUGCUUGAAAAUCUCAAGACCUGGGAAGAAGUGACUACCUCUUGGAUGAAAGCUGCUGAUAAUUUUUGUCGUUUGAAAGACGAUGAAAUAAAAUCCGAAACAUACCUUCAACUAGCUGAAAUAAUUUUAUUAGCUGUGGUGAAGGUCCCGCGAAGUAUGAUACGCAUUUUUGAAGCUUGGGAGAAUAUUUAUGACGCUGUCAUUGAAGCAUGUUCUCAGGAUUCUAUUCAGUGCUGCACAUUUGUCAUUAAACUAGCAAAUCAAAUAAACCAACUAAUUGCAUGCGAAAAGAUGGAUUGUCGGCUACUUUUCAUUUAUUCACACAUAAUUCGAGCUCAGAUUGAAUAUUUUAAUUAUGAUGUUCUUAAUGAUGUUUUUGUUGGUGACUUUGAUUUGUCUGGAAAGGGAAACGUUCUUGAUAGUUUUUGUAAGCUGCUAAUCAAAAUGCGAAAGCAUUCACUCGAAAUGCUUCUCAAGCAUGCGGAUAAGCAAACUGGCAUUGCUCUUGAACUGAUGUCUAAAUCCGUAUUAAACAUUUUGGAGGCAGCAACAAGCCUAGUAUCUCUAAUGGCUAAACCAGCACACAUUUUGUUUGUUGUUGGCGCUUUAUCUGAAUUCAUGAGCAACUGCCUUGCUUUGGUGACGGAAAAAGGUUUUCGAAUAUUUUGCAAAAGCCAGACAAACGUUAUCGCGCUGGUGAAAACAGCUCUGACUACUUUGAAAAAGCAUUAUUCGGGACCGUACGACAUGUCGUUGCUCAGUCUGUUAGAGCGAGUUUUCAUUAACGGAUUACGUCUGUCACGUUUGCGUCAUUUUCUUGUCAAUUUCUGGCAACAAACAUUUGGUCACGCAAAUCACCUCGAUAUUUUAGAUGAGCUGAGCACUGCUUUGGAGCAGGCCAAAUGUGCAUCGAUAAGUUUCGGUUCGGAACAGCAAGAUUUUUCAGUAAUAGACAAUUCAAAAACAUCAAUAUCUUAUGGGACAAAUUUUAACUUGUCCAUGGAAAAGAGUAACGACAUUGUUAAUAAAAGUAACUUUGAGCAUUCCCCUCUGAAAAGUGCACAGUCUUCACUUUCAAAAUGCAGAACGCUGAAACAUGUGAAGGAUGAAAGUAUGGAAGAAUAUGCAAUUAUUGACGUGUCGCAUUCUGAGAAGAAAAUGAAAUUAACUGAUCACCAGAAAGAAAAACUAAUGAUAAGAAGUGAGAGCCUUCUAUUUCUUACUGACGAAAGUCAAUCGGUCGAUUUGGCAGCACGUAUUCCAGCAGGAUAUAUUGAUAGUUCAUCGCAAGAGAACUCAUCAGUAGUGAAAGCUUCAGAAACAGUAUCAUUGAUUAAAAAAAAUUAUACUGAAGAUAAUUGCAUAGUCGCUCCAAGCACCUACGUUCGAUCCAAAAAUGAGGAUCUGCCCACUGAAAAUAUUAGCGAAAAUAAUAAUAAUGCGAAUGACAUAGGUGGUGGCGAUAGCAAUAUUAACAGAAUAGUAAAAAACUCUGUAGUUUUAGAGAAUACGCAAGUUGAUCAAGCUAUGGGAUUUAAGGAACUUAGCAUAAAUGCUGAUCUUCAAGGUCAAACCAGUGCCAAAGACAAGGUCAGCGGUGAAUCAGCGAUUAUUUUGUUAGAUGAACAUAUGAAAGAUUCGGAACCAGAAGUUUUGGAAGAACCAACACUUUCGAUAAGAUGUGAAACUCCUGAAAUAGCAGAUUCACAUUUGGAAAGCGUGAGCCCGAAGGAGAAUGCAGACGAACCAAUGAGAACACCAAACAGCAUAUUGAAAAAGUGUGGUAGAAGAUCAACUUAUCCGGCAAUCAAAUUCUUUUCAGCCAGUGCAAAAAAAUGCAAACAUGUUCAUUUCGAUGCGUCAACUCUAGACGAUGACGAUAUUUAUGGUCCUCCACGUAGAAAAAUUUUUCGGCGAUCCAGAAAUCUGCUAUUUUCUGAAUUACCGCAGCUUGACAAUCGUUCUGAACCAACUUCGCCUUCAAAGCGAUUGUCUAUAUUGCCCACCAACAAAAAUCCUGCUGAUGCAGUUUUUCCGACGCUAGUCGGAUCAGAGGAAUUGAUUCCACCACAGAUAUAUCUCAAACUGGCUCCAGCAAUGAGUUCCCUUGCUCUGCGAUCUCUAAUGAAGUCACGCGGCGUUGCUACUGUUGGUGAUCUUGCUUGUAUGUCAGAGCAGGAUAUCGAAACAUUUCCAUUUCGAGACCCGAAAUUAAGCCGUUUUCUGGGAGCGCUUGAGGAUUAUUUCAGGAUGAAAAAUAUGGUAAGCAAGGAAGACGCGAUUGAAUUGGAGAAAAUCAUGAAACGUCGAUUAAAUUCGCCUGCUGACUGCUUGAAAGAAGUUCGUCUGCAACCUACUAAUGAACAUGAAGCUAAGACAGUAGAACUACGCAUUAUUGAUGUCCCUGAAACAUUAGGUAAAAUAACCUCUGAAACUUGCGGAGAUGAAGUUCUUAAGGCACCAAUUAAACAUAGUUAUGUGAAUCCAUUCCAAAAUGGUCCCAAACGAUUCACACCCUGUUCUGUUACGCGUUUGGAUAAUAGCGAAACAGAUUGUUCAUCAAAACCGGAUUUGAAAAGCAUCCGAGCUACACCAUCCUUCGAAAUUAGGCAAAGGACUGAAAAGCAAGAUGACACUCGGUCUCGAUUUGGUUUCCUUCAUCCGUUCAUAAGGAAUCAGAAAUUAUUGAAUGUUGAAGGUCCAAUAACAAUGGCUGCAUUGGAGAAAAAUGGCACAAAGAAUUGUAUAGAUUCUUUAUCCUUAUCAGGACAUGACAGUAGGGAAGAGAGGCUUGCUAUGAAACCGCCGCUAUCGAAUGUAAAUAUCCGAAGCUGUGGAUCAAAUAACAAUAUGAAUAAUGUAAAGCCAGAGGAGGAUGACGAACAUCAUGAUGCUAACGAUUCUCUCAAAAAUGCUUAUCGCAUAUUUCUUGAGAAUUCGGUUGUUGCAGCAUUAGCAGGUAUUUUCACUAACGGUGUUAUAACAGUUUACCGAUCGUUGAUGGAACUCAUAUCUGAGGCUUCACAUAAAGCGAAAUCACCAAAACCAUUGAGUGGACAAGUAGCUUUAGUAACUGGUGGUGCGCGAGGUGUUGGUAGAGGGGUUGCGUUGCAACUUAGUGAAGCUGGAGCAACGGUGUAUAUUUCGGGACGGAAACCGGGUUCGACCCCAGGCAUACCUACUUUGCAUGAUACCGUCAGUGAAAUUUCAAGGAGAGGUGGUAAAGCUGUUGCGAUUUACUGCGAUCACAGCAAGGAUGAUGAAGUUAAAGAACUUUUUGAAAAAAUUGCGAAGGCCGAAAACAAUCGAUUGGAUGUGCUGGUCAACAAUGCUUUCUCAGGAGCCAUUGCAAUGGAAAAAAAUGUCGGUAAAAAGUUUUUUGAAUGUCAGCCAUCAUUUUGGGAUGAAAUAAACAAUGUUGGUUUGCGAAACGUUUAUAUUUGUUCAGUGUUAGCUUCACGUAUGAUGGCCGCGCGUCAAAAAGGAUUAAUUGUGAAUAUCAGUUCAGCGGCAAGCAUACGCUAUUUUUUUAAUGUGCCCUACGGAGUGGGUAAAGCAGCUAUCGAUAAGAUGUCUGCGGAUAUGGCGGAAGAGCUAAAGGAUUAUAGAGUGGCGGUGAUGUCACUGUGGCCUGGAACAGUGAAAACUGAAAAAUCAUACGAUUGGUUGAAGUCUGGAAUGCUGAGUAAACUUACGAGAAUGCCUCAGACUAAAAUAGAGCGCAUGGUAGAAAAAGGAGAAACUCCUGAAUUUGUUGGGCGAAGCGUGGUGUGUUUGGCCUGCGAUAAUCGAGUGCUGAGGAAAACUGGAUGUAUACUUUUAACGGGUGAUCUGUGCAAUGAAUAUUUGUUUCUUGAUAAUGAUGGAAAAAUCCCUUCAAAUAUGAGGAGCGUAAGUGUUGCAUUAGAUUUUUUUGGAUUCACAGCAAUGGCGAAAUUGAUACCAAGCUUCUUGAAAGUUCCAGCCACAUUUCUUCAUUUGUCGUCUAAUAAAUUUUAUAAGCUGUAA
Acanthocheilonema viteae is the source of this 4122-nucleotide messenger RNA. The record is from the annotation of a GenBank genome assembly. Lineage: Eukaryota; Metazoa; Nematoda; Chromadorea; Rhabditida; Onchocercidae.